This is a messenger RNA of Elgaria multicarinata webbii, 1543 nucleotides long. RefSeq lists its product as uncharacterized. The coding region runs from base 82 to 816 and encodes 244 amino acids. Lineage: Eukaryota; Metazoa; Chordata; Lepidosauria; Squamata; Anguidae. The record is from RefSeq and is a predicted model, not a curated record. The transcript is spliced from 4 exons.
UCUGCCGAACCACAGAAGGAAGAGGCUGCUGCCCUCUGAGUCGGUCAAGGUGCUGCCCAGUCAUUCUGUGAGGACACCGGCAUGGGCUCCUCGGCUCCCAUCACCUUUCUCUCCUUCCUUUUCCUCCUCCAAGCUGCAAGCGCGGUGGACCCCAACAAGAAUUUCGCAAGGAUGGUAGGAAGCUUUGUCGAUUUCCCCAUCAUGAAUUCAAAAGAGGACAAUUACACAAAUUUCAUCCUGCGGUCUAAGACGCAGGGAUUGGCCCUGGCUCUCUGGCAGCCGGAUAAAUAUCUCUCGAUAAUAAUCCCAAGGUAUUCUGGAAGAAUUGCCUUGCAGAAGAGCUCCAAUACCAUCCGAAUCCACAACUUGACCCUGAGAGAUGGAGGGACCUACGAAAUUGAGGCGCAGAUCGUAGCAAAGCCUGUUCAAAUUAAGACAUACACACUGUUUGUAUUCAACAUCAGCACCACUGUAGAGCAGUUGACCAACAAUUCCUGCAACGUCAACUUGCUUUGUGAUGCAAGAACGGGGACGCCAACCCAGGUGACGUACAGCUGGAAGCAGAAAGAGUCAGGGGUCACCCUUUCUCAAAACUCCCGGCUCCAUGUCGUCUUGAACCCUGGGGAGAAGACUGUCUACACCUGUGCCGUGGAGGCUCACAGGAUCCAGAGUGCUUUGGACUUCGCGCCUUAUAAGUUCUGCAGCAAACCACACUCUGAGACUGCAGGAGGAGGUGCCCCCGGACUGCCGUCCCUCUACCUCAUGGCCAAAGCCAUCCUUGUGCCUGCUGCUGUUGCCCUCCUGGUGAUGCUGUGAUGUCCACUCUCUGUCUCUCUCGAGAAAGAGAUGGGGGAAUGUUGCUGUGGCGUUCCAGCCCUUUUGCCCGCGUGUUUCUGCUUCCCCUUCGCCAUGCGGCCUCUAAAACCUCCUUGUUUCCCUUACCACAAAACAAAAGACAGAACAGCUGGAUUAAGGUUGUGCCUGAGGCCGAAAGCUCCAUGUGGCUGCACUGCAGGGCCAGGGGCCUUUCUCAGGGUCUUCCGGUGGAGCACAACGGCUCAUUGCACGUGUCUGUUCUUGGAGAUGCCACACAGGCUUUGAGGUUCUCUACUUCCUGUUUUCUGGUCCCUGCCUCUCUUUUGCCCCUUUAGGGCAGGGUGGUACCAUGCGAGAAUGUGCAUUGUUGGGCCGGUUGUCAUUUCCCAGGAUUUGCUACUCAAUGGGAGGAGCCCGGCUGUGCUUGCAGAAGGUCCCAGAUUCAAUGCUGCCCACCUUCUGGGCAGGGAGGGAGAGAUCCUGCCUGAAAACCGAGGAGAGCUCUCUUGCCCGUCACAAUAGACAGCCUGGAGCCUGAGAGAUUAAAGGUCUCUCUAGGUGCCUGGGCAGCUUCCUGGGGUCUUGAGCCGUUCAGUAGUUCACCAAGAGAUUCAACUCUGUUCCCUGUGUUUUGAAUAACAAAAACAUCAAAAUCACACUACCUACGUCAGUUGGCUCAGCAUUGCACCGAUGAAGCUCUGAUCACCCAACCCACUGUUUUGUGAAU